Messenger RNA from Erpetoichthys calabaricus (reedfish), 2747 nucleotides. RefSeq names its product sortilin-like. Gene Ontology annotation, molecular function: protein binding. Lineage: Eukaryota; Metazoa; Chordata; Cladistia; Polypteriformes; Polypteridae. Gene Ontology annotation, cellular component: Golgi apparatus; membrane. The record is from RefSeq and is a predicted model, not a curated record. Gene Ontology annotation, biological process: endocytosis; Golgi to endosome transport; vesicle organization. The transcript is spliced from 20 exons. The coding region runs from base 239 to 2686 and encodes 815 amino acids.
UAACAUUGCGCGUCUAAUAGAAGAGGCGGUGUUUCGAAGGAAGGACGCCGUUUUUUCGCAUCUUGAACAAUGCCGCUUGGGGUGCUUGAUAGCGGAGCCGAGUGGAACUGAGCUUGGGUUUGGAUUGCUUGUCUCGAAGGCUGGGGUGGGACGUUACUGCACGGCUGCCAUUACUGGAUUAUGUUAGUUUGAGCGCCACUGAGCUGUUUGUUUUGUGUAACGGGACUGGUGUAGCAAGAUGAGCGUUGUGAAAUUAUGCGUAGUGGCCGCUUUCUUGUUUCCCGGGUCGCUAGCGGCAAAUGUAUAUGCUCAGGCUGAGCAGCCGUGUCUAAGGAGCGGGGCAGAAGAAACGUAUCAACGGAAGGUUGGCAGCAGUCAGGCGUUGACUGGGAGCAGCAGUGCAAGAAGACAACGGAGUUCAGAGACUAGCGACACCUGCAAAGUUUGGCAGGGAUAUGAGAUCCGGUUACGGAACAACACCCACCCGUAUCAGUUCAUUGACCUAAGUGGAUCAGUAUCAUUGGCUUGGGUUGGCGACGGAACUGGUGUUGUUCUGGCAUUAACAACCUUCCAGGUGCCUCUGCUGCUGGUGAAAUUUGGCCAAUCCAAGUUGUACAGAAGUGAGAAUUAUGGAAAAUCUUUUUCAGAUGUCAGUGAUCUUAUUAAUAAUACCUUCAUUAGGACAGAGUUUGGGAUUGCUAUUGGCCCUGACAAUUCAGGAAAGGUGAUUCUUACAGGAGAAGUAUCGGGUGGAAGCCCAGGUGGGAGGAUAUUUCGAUCACUGAAUUUUGGGUACAAUUUCACCCAGACUGAUCUCCCAUUCCAUCCUUUGACACAAGUUACCUACAAUCCAAGAAAUGCGAGUCAUUUGUUAGUUUUAAGCAUAAAAUAUGAUCUUUGGAUUUCAUUGAAUUUUGGGGAAACAUGGAAGAAGAUUCAUGAUGUAGUCUGCCUUGCAAAAUGGGAUUUGGACCAUACAAUCUUCUUCACUACUAAUCCUAAUGGCUCAUGCAUUGACCGAGGCAUGUUGAUUUUAAAAAAAACCUCCGACUUUGGGGAAUCUUUCAAGACAGUUGGAGAUAAGAUCUACUCUUUUGGCCUUGGAGGACGUUUUGUUUUUGCAUCUGUAAUGACUGGAGUGGGCACCAUGAGAAGGAUCCAUGUAUCUGUGAACCAAGGAGAGACAUGGAAUAUGGCUCAACUUCCCCCUGUUGGGCAUGAACAAUUCUAUUCAAUCCUGGCAGCGAAUGAUGACAUGGUCUUCAUGCAUGUGGAUGAACAAGGGGAUACAGGUUUUGGAACAAUAUUUGUUUCUGAUGACCGUGGAAUUAUAUAUUCCAAGUCUUUGGAAAGGCACCUGUAUACUACAACGGGUGGAGACACGGAUUUCACCAAUGUGACAUCACUUCGUGGCGUUUACAUGACAAGUGUUCUGGCUGAGGAUGGCUCUGUACAGACAGUGAUCACCUUUGAUCAGGGAGGUGAGUGGAAUCCGAUUCAAAAGCCAGAAAAUGGUCAAUGUGAUUCAACUGCCAAAGACAAGGAAAAGUGCAGCCUCCACAUUCAUGCUACUUAUAGCAUGUCGCAGAAACUCCCUGUACCCAUGCUGCCUCUAUCUGAGCCCAAUGCAGUGGGAUUGGUCAUUGCCCAUGGCAGUGUGGGCGAUGCUAUCUCUUUAAUGACUCCUGAUGUAUAUGUUUCCGAUGAUGGAGGAUACUCUUGGACUAAAGCUUUAAAUGGGCCCCAUCAUUAUGCCAUUCUUGACUCAGGGGGACUCAUUGUUGCUGUUGAACACAAUGCCAACCAGCCAAUCAAGCACAUUAAGUUUUCCACAGAUGAAGGCCAAUGUUGGUACAACUAUACCUUCACAGAGGAUCCUAUAUACUUUACAGGAUUAGCCUCAGAACCGGGAGCUCGAUCAAUGAAUGUCAGCAUCUGGGGUUACCGGGACAGCAUGCUUUCACAGUUCUGGGUGUCCAUCACUAUUGACUUCAAAGAGCUUCUUACCAGAGACUGUGACAUGAAUGAUUAUGUUCAGUGGCUAGCACAUUCCAGUGAUCUCAGUAACCCCAAUGAUGGCUGUGUACUAGGUUAUAAGGAAAAAUACCUGAGGCUCCGAAAGUCUUCUGUUUGUUGGAAUGGGCGUGAUUACAUAGUGAACAAACAGCCCACCACUUGCCCCUGCAGUUUGGACGAUUUCCUUUGUGAUUUUGGGUACUAUCGCACGGAAAACAGCUCCAUAUGUUUGGAGCAGCCUGAUCUGAAAGGUCAUGACCUUGAAUUCUGCCUGCAUGGGAAGGAGGAGAUGCUGAAGACCAAUGGGUAUCGUAAAAUCCCAGGAGACCAGUGCCAAGGUGGAAAAGUGCCUGAACGUAAAGAGAUUGACCUCCGCAAGAAAUGUGUCAGCACUCUACUGUACCCUAGUGAAAAGGUAUCGCAGUCAAUUGCCAGUUCUGCUCUAGUGAUUGCUGCAGUUAUCACAAUCUUACUGUUGACAGUGAUUGCUGGGGUGAUUUUUGUGAAGAAAUAUGUUUGUGGUGGAAGGUUUUUGGUACACAGAUACUCGAUUCUAAAACAGCAUGCAGAAGCUAAUGGGAUUGAUGGAGUAGAUGAAUUAGACAUAAACAGUUCUGAAUCUAACAGACAAACUUACCAUGACGAUUCUGAUGAGGAUCUCCUUGAAUAAGCUGAAUUAAUGUGGCUAAUUCCAGAAUCCUGGAAGACCCUACUGGAAACUCUGUGUGUCA